Messenger RNA from Adineta ricciae, 741 nucleotides. The record is from the annotation of a GenBank genome assembly. Lineage: Eukaryota; Metazoa; Rotifera; Eurotatoria; Adinetida; Adinetidae.
AUGUCAGUUUGCUCCGAUGAUCUCUACAUGGAUAUCAGUGGUUGUAAUAGUUCAGGUGUUGUUGACGAUCUAUUCCUUGGAAUCGAAGCAGAUUUUAUUGGCACAUCUGAUCUCUCAGAUUUCUUCGAGAAUGAUUAUUUUUCUGAAUUAGAUGAUACGCGUUCAUUAUUUCAACAAUUUCCAAAUCCGUCUAGUCUUUUACCAGCUCCGCAACGCAGUGCACCCUCGUCACCAAAACUUCGAGGAAAAAACCGUACAAACAAUCAUGGAAGACAACUACCGACCAAGUUAUGGUCGAAAAUGACUAGUGAUGAACAAACAGCCACAACCGAUGAUUUAACCUUGAUUAUUAACAAGCAACUUGGACGACGAGAACAACUAGAAAUCAUUCGAAUUUUACAACCCGAUGGUCCACAACUAAUGCCACAUCAAACCGAGUUUAUCUUAGAUUUCUCUCAAAUGAAUGACGAAAAACAUCGGCGAAUUAAAAAUAUCAUUAAAUUCAAUCUAAUUGGCACGAGUGGAUCUAUGAAUGAUGAAAGUGAUGGUUAUUCAUCGUUGUCGUCGAAUAAGAGUGAUCCAUUGCAUCAACGUAUCGAGAAAGCUUUAAAACUACGACAGCGCAAAGAACAGCGCCAAGCUGCUAAAGAACACCGAUCAGGUUUAUUUAAUGCUCAACAUCAUCAAGUAUUGGAACUAACCAAAUGCGAUGAAGAUAUUGAAGUAGAUAUUUUAUCAUAA